AUGCUGACGGAAAUGCCGAGACGCAUGCAAGCCAUGGAGGAUCGGGUGCAGACCCUGGAAUGCCGCGUUCAGCUAUUGAACGAUAGCACGCUAAGUCCACAGCCGCAGCCCGACGCUUCAUCAAACGCGUUGAAGGCUCCCCCUAGCGUCUCUGACAAGCCUUCGGAUGAGGCAGUGAGGGAGUGCAGAGAGGCGGUGGGCGUCAUGUUGUCCAUGCAGCAGAACAUGAAGCAGGAGUUGGCAGCGAUUGAGGAGCAAAUGUGCAUGAGGUCGAAUGACUUUGAAGCAUCGUUGCGGGCUGCUGCGAAUGCCAACCAUGAUGCGGUACACGCCCUCUUCGCGUCGUACAGCCAAGAAGUGGAGGCCCUCUAUGCGCGAAGCGCUGCAUGUGAAGAAGGGCUGCAAGAUCUGCAGACUCAAUCAUCGCUCCUCGCUGAGUGGAAGGACGGCGCGUCUUCUGACCUUGCCGAAUAUGCAAGGCGAUUGGUGGAGGUGGAGAGGGCCGCCAGGGCCGCCGAAUUCACGGAGAAGAUUUCCGCAGGUGGAACCACGGCUGCCAGCAGAGCGGCAUCGAAAACUGCAGCUGCUGGACUGGACGAGGGUUUGCGCGCUUCCGUGGUGCCUGAGGAUGCAGGACAGCUGAUCCAAGCCACACGGGCGACUUCAAAAAUCGCUGUUGCCCAAGGUGUUGCAUCAGACGAGGUUCUGCCCACAUCCACGGUUUCUGAGGAUGCAGGACAGGUGAUCCAAGCCGCUAGGGCGACUUCAAAAAUCGCUGUUGCCCAAAGUGUUGCAUCAGACGAGGCUGUGCGAAACGUGCAGGAAGUAGCCAUAAAGGCACUGGAUGUCGCGCAGAAGGCACUGUUGAUUGCAGAGGAGACACGCGCGCAAGGUUCCAAGACCUGCAAGGAUGGGGACAAAUUGGCACCACAGAAAGCAGCUGGAACUUGGCCUUGCCGACCCCGGGUGCUGCAGGGCUGCCUCCCCUAUCUACCUCCAUCUUCGCUGGCACAUGAGAUGCAUCGGCCUAAGCAGCGGUCGCCUGGUUGCCGAAAAGAUAGAAUGAAUGGCUCAUGGCACGAUCGGUCUCCCAGCAGCAGUGCCACAGACGACUCCGACCUCAAAGACGAUACAGAGCUGGGCCCAUUGCCGCAGACUGCCGAGCUUCGAGAAGCGAAAACGCCGGCGUUGGUGCUCCUGGCAGCAAGCGGAGGAGGCUCCACAGCACGGGGCCGAACUCAACAAGAGGAGGAGAAAGAGCGCUUCCUUCCUCCCACCGGUGGUUGCUUCCGCCACCUCAGUCCCCACAGUCGACUCGGUUCCAGAAACACUCGGCCCUUGACCGCAGAGCGACCGCCAGUGGUGCAUCGAGGAGGCGUCGUUCGACCUUCGACUGCUGGACAUUUAUUCGAAAGCAUUGCUCGUUCAGUACGGUCUGAUUCCGCAUCGCGGGCCCAGUGCUCGCCACGCCAAUGUUGCAGCCUGGGCGAAUUUAUUGCCUGCAUGGCAUCGCUGUAUCCCUCGUUGCGGAGUCCUUUGCUUCCUGGUCCGCAGUCACCUGGGACGCAGGCCGCGCAGACUCUCAAAGAUGGAGUUCAGCGGCGGCUGCUGUCGUGCCAGCUCGAGGAUCUGAUCUCUGCAGGGACCGACACCAGGUCCACUCCCAAACCCCUUGUCACUGAAUUGGCCAAGUCUCAGGAGCCGGUUCCGCCCGGAUUGCUGAGAACUUCGAUCGACGGCCAGCGAGGCCGUCCGACAGAGCGGAUUAUGCGGGACAUAGAAGAGCGCAAGGCCAGCCUCAGGAAAGUAGCCAAGCACUCUUGGAAUCCUGCGACGGAUCUAGAGCCGUCCUUGGAAGAGCGGCCGCUCCUGCUUCUGGGAGACUUCAUGCCCAAAGAUGGUUUGAAGGAGGAGCCGGAAACAGGAAACCGCGAGAGAAAGAUUCUUUUGUGGGAUGAGGGCCGCCGAUGUUUUGCAUCUCAUUGGCCCGGAGCUUUGGCCUCAAGCUUCUGCAGCUACGCUUUUGACCUGCUGUUGCGGCAUGGGCCCUGGGAAGCACUGCACAGCAAGAAGGGCCAAGUCACGCGAGAGACCUGCUGGUAUGUUCGAGCAGGCUGUCGAUGUGACUAUACUUACGGCAUCGCGAGAGUCAGAGCCAGGAAGAAGCCUUCAGCCACCUUUCGAGCAGCUAUGGAGACGUUGCUUGAAGAAGUGAUGGGUCGGGUUUGUCCUUGGCUACCAAAAGACGCGUGGCCGAAUUGUGCAAAUCUAAACCUUUACACUGAAGCAUGGCAGUCGGUCGGUUGGCACGCCGAUGACGAGUCUCUGUUCAUGGGCCGUGAUCGCGACUGUCCCAUCCUUUCAGUGUCCUUGGGUGCCAGACGGGAGUUUUGGCUUGCCUUGCGGCACGAGAACUGCAUGGAUCCACAGUUAAAGAGUAUCGUCGAGGUGGACUUGUGUGAUGGAGACGUCUUGACAAUGGAGGGGCUGUGCCAGAAGCAUUGUGUCCACUUCGUCCCGUGCGACGUUCGCAAUGUGGCACCGCAUCCGCGGGAGUCCAAAGGGGCUCGCAUCAACGUUACUUGGCGCUGGAUCCGCGAUCACAAGCAAAGGUGUCCUAGGAGAGCAGCUGACGGAGACAGCACCACCGACUUUUUCUUUGAAAAACAAGGCCAAGUGCCUUCGGAGAAGAAAGCUCUGUUCGCACAUUCGUGGGCAGGGGGUCGGGCAAUGGCUUGGAGAUCCUGUCAAGAAUGUGACCACGAUGCAUGGAAGGGCGGCCGGAACUGCUUGAAGCACCAGAAGCAGUGGCUUUGCAGGCCUUGCUACGAGUACGUGCUCACUGGUGGGCCUCCUCGGGAAAGGCUGCAACCACCAAGGCCACGAGGGCAGAGGCGGCCGGACAUCUCCAUGAUCAGAGCUCGUGCAGUUCAAGCUGAAGCAGUUGAGGCGGACGAAGACACAGCGUCUGAAGCAACUCCUGAUCCUGCUGAUGCGAACCGGCCUGCCAGUUCAGAGCACUUCUGCAUGCAGACGAUGAAGGCGCACAUGUGCAUCCUUCAACACCAGCUACAACUGCAGCAGCACCAGGCGCUUCUCGCCCUUGCGGCAGCUGGCAACAGGCAAUGGCCCUGGUCGAUCGAAGCACCCGGGGCAGCGGAUGGGCAGCCUUCUGGCCAGAGAAGCUCACCAGUGUCAUACUACCCUGCUGCAAGAAGGGUAUACAGUGAGCACUGUGCGAGUGUUCUGGAAAAGCAAGCCGAUGAACCGCUAUCAGAGUCUCGAGUUUUCGAAUGCUGCGUCCUGAGCCCGAGCUGUACAUUCGUAUGGUGGCAUGCCGAUGUUUGA
This is a messenger RNA of Symbiodinium sp. CCMP2592, 3348 nucleotides long. The record is from the annotation of a GenBank genome assembly. NCBI's taxonomy places the organism in Eukaryota, Dinophyceae, Suessiales, Symbiodiniaceae.